Messenger RNA from Pieris rapae (cabbage white), 2283 nucleotides. Its product is annotated as UDP-glucosyltransferase 2. The record is from RefSeq and is a predicted model, not a curated record. The coding region runs from base 57 to 1613 and encodes 518 amino acids. Gene Ontology annotation, molecular function: UDP-glycosyltransferase activity. Lineage: Eukaryota; Metazoa; Arthropoda; Insecta; Lepidoptera; Pieridae. The transcript has 4 exons.
UGGAAAGAAUUGAUAAAGUACAUCGACAUCAGUUAGCACAUCAGUAUCAAUUCAACAUGCUACGCGCGUGUAUUGUUAUUUGUGUGUUGAUUUUAAAUCUCGUACAAUGUUCAAAAAUUCUUGGCUUUUUUCCCACGCCCUCAAUAAGUCAUCAAGUUGUGUUUCGUCCUUUGAUGCACGAAUUAGCAAAACGGGGACAUGAAGUAAUCGUAGUAACUACAGAUCCAGCUUUCCCAAAAGGUGAAACUCCUGCCAAUCUAACAGAAAUAGACGUGCACGAUAUAUCAUAUAAGAACUGGGAAGAUGUACUGGAUACACAUAAUGGAAAAAAAGAAAAUAUAUUUCAACAGAUAGUGAACUUAUUUGAGAGAUUUACAAGUACAUUUGAUCUGCAGUUGAAAAUGCCUGAAGUUAAGAAGAUGUUAAGAAAAGAAAAGAAUAAUAUAGAUCUGAUUGUUGUAGAAUCAAGUGUUCGAACAACUCUUGGGCUUGGACAUUUAUUGAAGGCCCCAAUCAUUCAGUUUAGUUCGUUUGGAACAUCUCCUUCUCAUUUUGGCUUUUUUGGAGCGCCUUCCCAACCUCUCUUAUACCCUACACCUCUGAACGUGCGCAUUUACAACUUGACUAUGUAUGAAAAGAUUUUCGAAUUUUUAAAACAUUUGACGUUAGACUACCUACAGAGUGUUUUGUAUGACGCUGAUUAUGCCAUGGCGAAACGUAAUUUUGGUGAUGACCUGCCACCUUUUGAAGAAUUGAUGCACAAAUAUGUGCAAAUGUUAUUUCUGAACGAACACCCCAUCUGGGCCCAUAAUCAUCCUGUGCCAUCAAAUGUUAUCUUUAUGGGUGGUAUUCACCAAACCAAGAACGACGACCUUCCUCAGGAUUUGAAAACAUAUCUCGAUGCAUCGAAACACGGAGUAAUUUAUAUAAGUUUUGGAACAAAUGUGAAGCCAUCUAAUCUUCCGCCAGAAAAGGUUGAACUUAUGCUAAAAGUGUUUUCUACACUGCCAUACGACGUUUUAUGGAAAUGGGACACGGAAUUACCUCAGAAACCGAAAAAUGUGAAAACUUCAAAGUGGUUCCCACAAGCUCAACUACUCAAACAUCCAAAUAUAAAACUCUUCAUCACACAAGGAGGUCUCCAAUCUACAGACGAGUCAAUUAACGCUGCCGUACCGGUCAUCGGAAUCCCCAUGCUUGGAGACCAAUGGUACAACACUGAAAGAUAUAAGCAGCACCAAAUUGGCAUUCAACUCGAUAUACACGCUAUGUCCGAAGAAGAAUUUAGUACAUCCGUAAGGAGUGUGAUUAAAGAUAAAAGCUACAAGACAAAUAUACUGAAACUGCGCACUCUGAUGCGUGAAUUUCCUGUGAAGCCAUUGGAUUUGGCUGUUUGGUGGACCGAACAUAUUUUGAAACACGGAGGUUCCCAUUUGCGGUCACCAGCCUUUGGCGUCUCUCAUUGGAAGUACUAUGAAGUAACCUUAGUUUUGACAGUAGUAUCUGUACUAUUAUUAUCAUUAUUUAUUGCAGGAGUAAUAUUAAGAUUUAUUUUAAGAAGGUUACUGCCACACCUUUUACUUCCAAUCAGAAUUAAAGUUAAGAAAAUGUAAUUAAAUAAUUAGUUUUAAGAUAUUAUAAUCUCGAAGAAUUCAUAGUUAGAAUUACUGUGACUUUUGUAUAACUUAUUUGUACACUCACUAACGCCAUAGUUUAUGUUGGCGUAACUCAUGCAAAUAUAUAUUUAAGAUACAUAUUAUUAAGACAUUUCGCGUUAAACUUAGAAAAGCGGAGGUACUUUUACGUAAAAUACCUAAAAAAAAUGAGACUAUUUUCGUGAACUCGAAGCUUGUAUGGAAAAUCUUUUGAUAUUAAAAAUAACGUGUAACUUGAAUGGUUUUCUUUUCUGUUAUGAGAUUUUUUUUGAAAUGAUUUGUUUUAAAUUAUCAUAUGCAUAGUAUAGUGUAAAAUUGUGAAGGAACAUAGGACUUUGUUUAACAAACAACAAUAAUUUAUAAUUAUUCAAUUAAAUGUGUUAAAGUGUAAAAAAUGUAAUAAAUUCACGAUCAAAUUCGUUUAAUUCAUUUCGUAAUCAGUGUUUCAAAACGAAAAUAAUAUUACAGAUUGUAGUAUAUAAUUUUCGAUUUUACGGUGAAUCAAUUAAAUUUGUAGUGAUAAGAUUAUAAAUGUAUGAUAUCUGUGACUAAUCUUAAGUAUUAAGCCUUAUACAAUAAUGUAACAAUUAAUAAUCAUGUUUCCAAGUUAUUAAAGAAAGGAUCUAGA